UCACACGCUGUUUACGUUGACGUCAUGGGUCUCCCUGGCAACUGAACUUGACAGCUGUUCAACAAGGGAACAUGGUCAGGGAAGAUGUUAAUCCACUCAGACUGACCGAGGACCGCAACAGCAACCAGGGAAACAUGGGCCUGUUGUCCAUUCUACGGAGGCUGAAACAGUCCCCAGACCAGGAGGUGCGCUUACUCUUGUUAGGUCUCGACAAUGCUGGGAAGACCACUCUGCUGAAACAGCUGGCAGCUGAAGAUAUCAGCCACAUCACCCCAACUCAAGGCUUCAAUAUAAAGUGUGUUCAGUCCUCUGGCUUCAAGUUGAAUGUGUGGGACAUCGGAGGUCAGCGCAAUAUCCGUCCUUACUGGAGGAACUACUUUGAGAACACAGAUGUGCUGAUGUAUGUGAUUGACAGCUCGGACAAGAAAAGGUUUGAAGAGACAAGCCUGGAGCUGGCUGAGCUGCUGGAGGAGGAGACGCUUGCUGCCGUGCCACUGCUAAUCUUUGCUAACAAGCAGGACCUGAUGACAGCCACCGCCGCCUCGGAGCUGGCAGAGAGUCUCGAUCUGCACACGAUCCGGGAUCGCAUGUGGCAGGUCCAGGCCUGCUCAGCAGUCACAGCUGAGGGAAUUCAGGAUGGGAUGACCUGGGUUUGCAGAAAUAUAAAGUUCCGGAAGAAAUAACCGAAGAAGCAAAGGAUCCACGAAGAAUUGCAGCUGCACUUUACACAUAACGCAGUUAUUUUUACAUCAGGAUGAGAAGCCGACAGAUUGUGUUAUUUUUUUAUUUAUCCUAUUCUGUCUUCACUUAGCAUUAUGAAAAAUAUAAUCAAGUCUUUACAGUGAUUCCACACAUUAGCUUCUAAGCCCUGUCAAUGCAGAUCUCUCAAAUGUAAAUACUGUAUAAAGGAUGUUUUGUUCAAACUGCUGACUCUGCAUGCAUUGUGUGUAAUGUGUUGUUUAUCUUGUAGGUAUGGAGACAGUUGGGAGUUGCAUGCCUGUAAUUCACACUAGUUGAAGCUAGAGGGCGGUCUUGUGCUGGCUUUGUCUCUCACUGCCUGAAGCUCAAUUAUUAAUAUUAUCUGCUUCCCGUCAGUGAUGUGGCUUCCUGUGCCAUAUUUGAUAUGUUCAUUCACACUCACCGAAUAUUCCUGAACUCAACGAUGUAUGUUCUUCUGCCAACAGAGAUGUACAAAUUGAUUAUAAACCAAGACAUUAAUCAACAA
Molecule: messenger RNA, 1225 nt
Organism: Platichthys flesus (European flounder)
Lineage: Eukaryota; Metazoa; Chordata; Actinopteri; Pleuronectiformes; Pleuronectidae
Product: ADP-ribosylation factor-like protein 3
Exons: 6
Coding region: 72-683 (203 amino acids)
Biological process (GO): cilium assembly
Cellular component (GO): microtubule cytoskeleton; cytoplasm
Molecular function (GO): GTPase activity; GTP binding
Source: RefSeq, a predicted model, not a curated record